Messenger RNA from Monodelphis domestica (gray short-tailed opossum), 5906 nucleotides. RefSeq names its product E2F transcription factor 7 (gene E2F7). NCBI's taxonomy places the organism in Eukaryota, Metazoa, Chordata, Mammalia, Didelphimorphia, Didelphidae. The record is from RefSeq and is a predicted model, not a curated record. Gene Ontology annotation, cellular component: RNA polymerase II transcription regulator complex. Gene Ontology annotation, biological process: regulation of transcription by RNA polymerase II. Gene Ontology annotation, molecular function: RNA polymerase II cis-regulatory region sequence-specific DNA binding; DNA-binding transcription factor activity, RNA polymerase II-specific.
UUCCGUCUCAAGGCGCCAGAACCCGGGGGGGUUUAGCGGGGCCGGGGUAGCUCUGGACUCCAGUCGGGAUCGGCGGGUCUGGGCCGGCGGGCGCUCCGUGCGGCGGCCAGAGGUAGCCUUGGCAGAGCCAGGCACGGCUUGUUCCCGAGCCCCCGCCCCGUGUGGGGGGCGCCGCGCUCGCCCUCGUCCGCCCAUGGUCAAGUUCGAGGCGCCCCCCCAGCCCGGGAGCAGCCUGGCUUCCCGCGCCCCGGCGGCUCCGGCAAGGCAAGAGGAAACCUCCUUGGGAAGGAGGGCGAUGGAAGUCAACUGUUUAACACUACAAGAUCUGAUCUGCCCCAGGCAGCCCAGGCUAGAAUUUGUGAUUGAAGAUGGAGAAAAUGCACAAAAGGAAAACAUAUUUGUUGAUCGAUCCAGGUUGGCCCCCAAAACGCCAAUGAAAAAUGAACCGAUUGAUUUAUCGAAGCAAAAAACCUACACUCCCGAAAGAAACCCAAUUACCCCAGUGAAGCUUGCCGACAGGCCUCAGGCAGAGCCCUGGACCCCAACCGCUAACCUGAAGAUGCUCAUCAGUGCGGCUAGUCCUGACAUGAGGGACCGGGAAAAGAAGAAGGAGCUGUUCAGACCAAUCGAAAACAAGGAUGAUGCUUUCUCAGACUCCUUACAGUUUGACGCUGUUGGAUGUGGCACUGUGGAUGAAUUUGACAAGCAGCGGCCAAGCAGAAAGCAGAAGAGUUUAGGACUCCUGUGCCAAAAAUUUCUGGCUCGCUAUCCAAGUUACCCCUUGUCCACUGAGAAAACAACAAUAUCCCUGGAUGAAGUGGCCGCCAGUCUGGGUGUCGAACGAAGACGCAUCUAUGACAUCGUGAAUGUUUUGGAGUCCCUGCACAUGGUUAGCCGAGUGGCCAAAAAUCAGUAUGGCUGGCAUGGACGGCAUGGCCUCCAGAAAACCUUAAAGAACCUCCAGAGACUAGGAGAGGAACAGAAGUAUGAGGAGCAGAUGGCCUAUUUUCACCAAAAGGAACUCAACCUGGUGGAGCCUAAAUUUGGAGAACGUAAAAGGGAAGGUUUCCUAGAUUCCCAAGACCAGCCAUUAUUGGAUUUCUCCGAGCCUGACUGUACGUCUGCAUCUGCCAACAGCAGGAAGGACAAGUCGUUGCGGAUCAUGAGCCAGAAGUUUGUCAUGCUCUUCCUUGUUUCAAAAACGAAGAUAGUCACCCUAGAUGUGGCAGCCAAGAUACUGAUCGAGGAGAGCCAGGACGCAGCUGAUCACAGCAAGUUCAAAACAAAGGUACGGAGGCUCUAUGACAUUGCCAACGUUCUGACCAGCCUGGUGCUAAUUAAGAAAGUCCACGUGACAGAAGAGCGAGGUCGGAAGCCGGCGUUCAAGUGGAUUGGUCCUGUGGAUUUCAGCACAGAAACUGGGGAACAGCUGGAGGUUUCGGCGGCGGCUCUACCAGAAAUGAAAGAGGAGCAGUGCUCCCCUGGCCAGCCGUGUGGGAAGCAGAGACUCUCCCGCCACAGCUCCUUGAGCACGAUUGCCCCCUCAGAAAGGAACAAGAGGAAAGCGAGCUCAGAGCCCAGCAGCCCUCGCCGAGGAGAGCAAGGUUCUGAUGAAUAUUGCUCCAAAAUAGUCAACCUGGCAGCCGCCUGCAGGCAGAAAAUACAUAAAGAUUCGCAGAGUAAGGGAAGCACCAGUAAAAAGGCGGCCCACUCGUCAGGCAAGCUGGAGCCUGUUCCUCCUCUGGACUCAGAAUAUUGCUUUCAUCCGUUAUCCCAGCAAGUGUUUUCAGUCGCCUCGGCAGACCUGUCCCCUGCCGGCCUGCAGAACGGCCUCGACGGCCCCGUCGCUCUCCUCCCCAGGCCCGCGUCCCCCGAGCCAGAGAACCUGAAGUCCGCCGUGUUUCACAGCCAGCCUCUGGUCUACGUUCCCUCUGCUUCUCUCUUCAUGCUGUAUGGCAGCCUCCAGGAAGGGCCCCCCAACCCAGAAAAGGGCCGCGAGACCCCCGAGGUGGCGGCAACGGCCGCCUACCCCCCAGAACUGUCCGCUCUGCCCCUGGUGAGCGCUCACAAGCGCAGGCCUCCGCGAGCUCAGGAACCGGCUGCCAAGAGGCAGAGCCCGGAGGGCGAGGAGAGCCCGCUGUCCCUGGUGCUGCCCAAGAGAGUCCCAGAGCCCCCUGGCGCCGACUCUCCCCGGAGGGCUGCUGGGGCAGAAGUGACGCUUGCGGAAGAGGCGCCGAGAAAGACACCCCUCCGGGGCCUGGUCACCCCGGAAAGGGGCCCCCCUCUGAGAAACGCAAACGCCGAAAAGCCUUCAAAAGAAAGAGAAAACGUCUCGGAAGAAAACGCCAAAGACCCGUCUCAGUCCCAGUAUCUUUAUGUGCAGUCUGCGCCCGGAUUAAAUGGUUUUAAUUUCCUGCUGCCUGCCCACCAGGCUGCCAGUGCUGUUGGACCAUCUCCAAGUCAGUUGACUUCUGUCCAUGUUCCGUGCAUGGUCGUGCCGUCCACAGCGCUGGCCACGAUGCCCUUUAUCUAUUCUCCGGCAAUCAACAGCCCAGGGCCUUCCUCGAGCCCGGUGAAUUUUGGCCUGUCGGGCCUCCGAUCAUCCGCUCAGUUUCUUAUGGGCACCAGCGUGGUUAAUCCAAAGACAUCAAAAGCCCCCUCCUCAGACCCACAGAAUCCAGCGCAGUCUCCGGUUCACCUCAGCCCCGGCGUGUCCAGGUCCCAGAAUACAGUAACGCCCGAUUCCCCCAUCUGCAUGGGUCACCCAGUCACAAUUAUGAAAUUACCCCAGUCGCCGGGCCCCGUGACCCCCAAGAGCAUCCGGCCGCCGUACUACGAGACCUUCUUCAAAACUCCCGGCAGCCUGGGAGAGCCCGUGACUUGGAGAAAGAUCGCAGGGAGUCAGAGGAGUCUGAGCUCCGCCCAGAGGAGACUCCAGAUACCCAGUGGCAGCACCGACUGACCGCCGCUGGGCCGAGUCAGACGCAGAGACCCGGCGGGGAUCUCAGGCCUCGUGAGGGGGGCUCGCUAGUCCCUCGGGGACCGACACUCCCAGAGAGCCUAAGAAUAGCCGUCCCCGUCCGGGCCUUCUGCCCGCCAGUCCCGCUAAGCCUCCCUCCUCCAAUCGUCCGUUUUCCCGAGCCGUCUCGUUCUUAGCUGCUCCCUUAACAGCCGUCGGGUUUCAAACCCUGCGCGGCGGAGCCCCCAGAGCUUUGGCUCAGCGCUGCCGUCUCAUCGUCUUCUUGCCCGUAAGCAGCCCGCCGAGGCCAGCAGCCUCGGGCCGGAAAGGUGAGCCGUCUAGCACUUAACUAGGUUCUCGCUCCUUCCCUUGACCUAGACUCGACUUGCCCUGAGUAAAUCUGUGGUACAACCAAUUCCUUUCUGCAGUUAAAAGCGCAACUGCUCUACCGUCUCUGUCGGCCGGAGACCGCGUCAUCGACACGUCUAUUUAUUUAUUUUGUUCUUGAAAUGGGACUUGGUGGGAAGGGAAACGUUUACAGCUACAGGAAAAGACACCGAUUUCUCAGGGGGUGACUACUUGAAUGUGAAUCCCAUUCUCUGUGAUUUGCCCUGGACUUAAAAAUCCUCCUCACCCACGGAGGCAUGUAUGCGCGCCACCAGAACGAGACCAGAACGACUGUGAAGAGCGGCGAGCCGGUACGAGGACAUCCAUGAAUUGUCCUCGCCGCAUUGAUGCAGGUUAGAAACGAGGCGCGCCAGGAGGGCGACGCGCGUGCCCGCCUCUCCAGGGGAGCGUCCGGCCCCGCAGUCCAGCUCCUCCUCCUCCCACCGUCCCCCCCGCGCCACACUCUCCUUCACUAUGUGAAAUGGAGGGAAAUGAAUUGGGUGCACAUUCCUCCUAGCACUUUGCUCAGGUCAGAGGAGAAGGGGAGAGGCUCUCCCUGAGCAGCGGGGUCUGCGGGGACACCCCCAAGAAUGAGGAGCUCGAUUCCCCUAGGAAAACCCAGCGUUCUCUCCUCGGACCUACGGCUGUAUCCCUGCAGGAGGUCAGGGAGGAGGGGGCCCAUCACAGCAUCUGCGAGCGGCUCAAAGGCAGGCUGAUACUCGAGGAAAUGAGAAUGGUUCAUCUCUAGGGGUUGGGCGUGGUGUCUCCGACAGCAGCCCCAGUGCCUUCUACUGUAGCCCUCUGCUCCGCCACAGGGCGCACUUGUCACGAGGGCAAGGCCCCGGGAUGUGCCGGUAUUUAUCUGCCUCAGGGCAGAGUUCUCCUUUCUCCCCUCCUGUCUAGAUGUAGAGUCCCCUCAUUUGAUCCCAAUUAAACAUUAUCCCCCCCAAAAUGAAUUUAAAUAUUAAUUUAAAUGACUCUGGGAGUCCGAUUAGCUUUUUUUUAACCAAUCCAAUUCAACGAGCAUUUCGGGAGCACCUGCCCCGUGCCAGGCACUGUGCUGGGUGCUGGAGAUACAGAGACCAAAAUCAAAUAGUCUUUGUUGUCCUCAAGGGACGCCCAUUCUACUCAGUGAAACAGGAAAGACACGAUCUCGUACAGCCCUCGAGGUAGGCGGCUUCAUUAAGUAAAUAUGCCCGUUUUCUAUUUAAAGUUUUAGACACUACACUUCUGAAGUUUACAUGAUUCUUUUCCUUUUUGUAUCUUACUCUUCUGAACCUCUUAGAAGCUAAACAAAUAACUAGAAAGUAACUUUAUUGGUAUGUGAAAAAUGAGAUGAACUAUUGGAGGCCAACAGUUAAUGCCGAGUGAUUUUGAGAGAGCUGUGUGGUGGGCUUGGGAACCAGGGAACUGGGUUCGAGUUCAGCUUCUGGCACAGUGACUGGGACCCCCUGGGCCGACCCCUUCAUUCUGAGCCGCAGGGGUAGUCAGCCUAGCUUGGCCUCAUGAGGGAGCUCCCUCGAUGAACUCACAGGAACGGCGCGACGAUUAGGCAGCUGAUGCGAUGGACAGCCUAGUGAUCUGUACGGGCUACACGUGUUUUUAUUCUAGGCCAACUGUAAGGAUUCUUUCCUAACAUUUCCGCUGAGACGGCCUCUCUUCUAGGGGAAGCUGUCUGUCUCCUCUCUCCUUCCCCCAGCUUCCCCUCCACUGAAAACUCAGCCCUGGGUAGCGUUUCUUCCUUCCCUUCCUAUCUCAUUUGGACUCUUUCCUGCACCGUGCGCCUAACCACCAGGGAGACAGCUUGUGACGAGGACCAUCUUGGGGGAUCCCAGGAAGUUCCUGUCCCACGUCUGGCAGUUCUACAGGGCCGCCGAUGGGCUGCCCGGACCACGUCCCUCCGUACGACCCGGAACGCCGUUCCCAGAGGGUCCGACGUCCACUUGGAAGCGUGCGGCCUCGCUGAAGGAGACAGCAGCGGUCGCUUCUCUCGGCCACCGCAAUUCCAGCAGAGCCCUUUCCGUGCCGAGCUGCUGCUGAAUGCCACUCCAGGGGGGUCUUUUGUUUUUUUAGUAGUGAAGAAGCAAUGGCAAUCUAUAAUGUAAAAUGUUCACCAGAAGAAAAAGAAAUGUCCGCCACGCCGCUCGGACGAUGCCGCCUUUGCAUUUGCGCUGAGGAAGGUGCCCGCACGGCCCAGCGUUUGUGAAGCCCUCGCGCCCCGUCUGGCCUAAGUGUUGGGGACAUAAUGAAUAUACUUGAAUCUACCGCCAAGUUUACAUUUCUCGAUUUCUUUUUUAAGGUGCUGUUUCUAUAUUUAAAAGAGCUGUAUUUUUUCUCCAUGUAAAGCUGCUUGCUGUUUAUAUUAUUGCACUGCUAGUUUUCUGUACUUAUUAAUUUUAUUGCUGCUUGUAGCUUUCUGCCUAUCGUUCCUCCCUUCCUUCUCCUUAGCUCUCUUCUCUAUAGCCAUCUGCAUAGAACUAUUUACUACAAGCGCACUGAUUUCUUUCUUCUAGAAAAAUACUCAAUUUUGUGAGAUAGCAAUAAAGAAAUUUGAAAGCAA